AUAAAAUAGGAAGGGGCGGGGCAGGAGAAGGGCAGCGCUCCCUCCUCCUCCUGUCCUCGCCGCUCCCCCCGGGGACGAGCUGGGACGAGCCCUCCGGGGCGCAGCCACAAGCAGGCCUUGCAAUCUGGGAUUUCGCCCCACUCUCUUCUUCGCGCCCUCGGAAUAAGACUCCCUUUUCAAUCACUAACACUAUAACUCUUUGGGGGAGAAUUGGCUGGCGAAGGGGAGGAGCCCGGCGCUUCCUUUACGUGCUGACGCCAGACGCAAGCGGGGAGUGAGCGGGACGCCUCCUCCAAGGGGCAGCGCCAGGCGGGAGCUGAAGGCGCCUUUGGAGAGAGGAUCUGUUGCCGGAUGCGCCUGCAGGAGGCAGGAUUGCAGCGCCUGAGGUCAUCCGUAACGGAGGAGGGGACUGGGGAUCUCUGGAGACUACGCUGCAGGGCUGGGAAAAGCCGCCCUCUCCUUGCAGCCCCGCCAGGCUCUGGAAAGUGGCUCCUCCUCCUCUCUGCCAGCCUAGGCAGCCUUCACUUGCUUCAUCUCCUUUUGCAGCAGCACCAAGGAAGGCAGAUAUGAUCAUUCCCCCGGGAUCAGCUGUUGUCUCUGAUUGGCACAAGACCCAAGAGGGCAAGGAAUACUUUGACACACUUUUGCAUCGCAACAAGCGCAGACUCUUUGGGUUGAUCGAGAGGCCGGGGCUGCCCCUGCAUUUGACUGCUGAUGUUGCAGGCUACAAGGUCUUUGUGUCAGGGAAGAGUGGCGUGGGCAAGACAGCCCUCGUGGCUAAAUUGGCUGGUCUGGAGGUGCCGCUGGUCCACCAUGAGACGACAGGGAUACAGACAACAACUGUGUACUGGCCGGCAAAGCUAAGAGAGAGCGGCAAAGCCCUCUUCUUCAAAUUUAGCUUCUGGGACUGUGGUGAAGCCGUCCUCAAGAAGUUUGAUCACAUCCUACCAGCUUGCACAGAGAAAGUGGAUGGUUUCCUGCUCCUUUUCUCCUUCACGGACCGUGCAUCCUUCGAUGACCUGCCACAUCAAAUCUCUCGUGUAGCUGAUGGAGUCAAGAAUGCCAUCAAAAUGGUAGUUGGCACCAAAUUUGACCAGUUUGCCCACACCGACGUCACAGACCAAGACGUGGCCAUCUUCCGCCACACCUGGGGCUUGCCUGUCUUGCAGGCAAAGAGCGUCAACGCGCCACGGAUGGCCGACGGGCAGACCCUAGACGGCCGUGUUGGCCUCUGGGACAUGGCCCACCUCCUGAACGGGCUGGCAGAGCAUCUCUGGCGGCAGGACCAACUGGUGGCAGGCCUUGCCACUCCAUCAAUGAUUGCCGGGGCCCUGGAAGAGCCGGAUCCCUGAAGAAACUCCUGGCAGUGGCCCUGUGCCACUGGUUUUUUCUCCCUCAGAGGAGCCAUUGGGUGGUGCUCGAGGCCUUUCAGUAAAAGGGCUUCUGCCAAAUCUGAGUCUGGAGGACUGCUAGGCCAAAGCCAGCACUGCCAUGGUGAUCGCGUGAGGGAAGUGCAACGUGGCCGCUUAGAGGAGACAGCAGACCGCUUCGUUCAAAAGGCAACUCUCGAGGCUGGGUGGCCCUCUGAGAGACUCCUCAUCUUCCUGAGGCCCACAACAUCCUUACUGCUAGAGCCAGUGCCCAGUUUUCAUAGAUUAGACUUGGGGGGUAAGCAGGGUCUGUUUCCGCCCUUCCCCACCAGUGAAAAGUGCUGUGUUGGAGUCGGAUUGUGCCCGCAGGGAGUGGAUGCCUGAGCUCCAGCCACCUUCUCUGUAUGGGCACUGCUUUCAUGCUGACAAAUGUUAAUAAAUGCCUUUAAUGUGGA
Molecule: messenger RNA, 1825 nt
Organism: Rhineura floridana
Lineage: Eukaryota; Metazoa; Chordata; Lepidosauria; Squamata; Rhineuridae
Gene: CPLANE2
Product: ciliogenesis and planar polarity effector complex subunit 2
Exons: 6
Coding region: 567-1352 (261 amino acids)
Molecular function (GO): GTP binding; GTPase activity
Source: RefSeq, a predicted model, not a curated record